Beta vulgaris subsp. vulgaris (sugar beet) is the source of this 1379-nucleotide messenger RNA. Its product is annotated as E3 ubiquitin-protein ligase RMA3. Lineage: Eukaryota; Viridiplantae; Streptophyta; Magnoliopsida; Caryophyllales; Amaranthaceae. Gene Ontology annotation, biological process: ubiquitin-dependent protein catabolic process. The transcript is spliced from 2 exons. Bases 385 to 1146 code for a protein of 253 amino acids. The record is from RefSeq and is a predicted model, not a curated record. Gene Ontology annotation, molecular function: ubiquitin protein ligase activity; ubiquitin-like protein conjugating enzyme binding. Gene Ontology annotation, cellular component: endoplasmic reticulum.
GCACAAAUUCACAAAACUGGGUGCUCCACUUCCUCAGCCUAUUGGCCUAUUACAACAACCAACAAUAUGAUUAACCUUAUCAUAAAAACAAAAACUAAGAUUAAAAACCCUAAAACGUGUGAGUCCAAUUAGUUAACAAUAAACCCUAAUGUGGUUGGUGGAUUAAUUCAAAGAAAAAAAAAAGAAAUAUUCGUACCCCCCAAUUUUUGGGGCCAAUACUUCCACGCAGCUUCUUAAUUAUGGAGUAUGGAGAUGUUCUUACGCGGUAUUUUCGGUGCCUAUUAGAUUCUCUCUUUCUCUCUCUAAUCUUUUUAUCAUUUCGCCAUUUUUCUCGGUGAUCUUCAUUCCUCAAUCUCAUUGUUGAAUUAUUAGAGGGAAUUAGAGAUGGACACGAUUCAGAACUUCGAAGACCAUGCAGCUGAAUGCCUAUCCAACGAGGAUCCAAUAAUAAAGCAAACAUAUAACUCUGGAUUACCUCCCACCACUGAGUCAGAGAAUAAUCAUGGCUCAUUUGACUGCAAUAUAUGCUUUGAUUUGGCUCACGAUCCUGUAGUCACACUUUGUGGUCACCUUUACUGUUGGGCAUGCAUUUUCAAGUGGCUUGAUGUCCAAAGCUCCUCCUCACAUUCCACACAGCAGAAGGCUUGCCCUGUCUGUAAGGCAAACAUCUCACAAAGUUCAUUAAUACCGCUGUACUGCCAUGGCCCUUCCCGCGGUGAAGAUGAGCUUAGGAAGUAUCACCAUGAUGUCAUACCUCCAAGACCUACUGCUUGUAGUCUUCGCACCUUUAUCAAUGCUGCGAAUUCUGGUUCAAAUCAACAGCUUCCAUCGAAUCCUUUCGAGUCACAAUAUCCGGACUUUCAUGAUGGUAACUAUGAUGCAAUAUCAUCUAUGAAUUAUGUGAGUCCUACUAUGACUGGGAUUAUUUAUCCUACGAUUGGAUUACUCGGAGAGUUGGUUUGCCCAAGGAUGUUUGGAAGCACAAAUAUGAGCGUGUUCACUCUCCCUCUUCCGAAUUCUUAUGCUACUGUUGGGUAUAGUAGUAAUUCUCGAAUGCGGAGGCAAGAACUGCAGGUAGAAAAAUCCCUCAGCAGACUGUCCAAUUUUCUUUUCUGUUGCUUAGUCUUAUGUUUGCUUCUGUUUUGAAAAAAACGCAAGUACUUUGUACAGUUGUAAAGAUUGUAAACUAGUACCAUUCCUCAUUGUGGAGGUUAUGGAACAUAAGAGUAAGUAGAAGAUCUUUAGAUUUCGUAAGCUUGGAUCAGGUGUUUGGAGUGGUCCAUUAUAUGCUGCAGGGUGUCCUUAGCUCUUGGGAAUUAACUUCGCGAGUUUUGCAUUUUAAUAUUGAUUGUAAAUAAAAUGAUGGUAAUUGAAUAUCA